UCAUUGGGUAACACACAAACAUCUCUUAAAGAUCUCGAGAAAAAGAGAAAAAAGAAGUAAAAAAACCUUGUGCAUGGAUUAUAAUAAUAGUACACUAACUAAAUAUUGGAAUCAAAUUACAUAACAGUUGACUUAAGUUUCUUUAUUUCCAGCAUAAUGGUCUUCUGCUACCUUGUACAUGGAUUUCACAAAGAAAGUUGGCAGAAAUUUAUUACACAUUAUUUUAGAAGAUCACUCGCCAUUUCCAAAUAUAUAUUAUAGGUAUACCGUACACAAGCAGUUGGGUUAUUUGACGGUAUAUCCAAAUUUGAGGGCAUAUGUGACAAGCUUAUUCAUCUCAUCCUCAGUGAUGAAUCCAUCUCCAUUAGUGUCUGCAACUUGGAGACCACGCCAAGCUUUCCAUCCAGGAAUGUAUGCCCCCAGGUACUUAAAGGCUUCUUUCAACUCUUCUUUGCUCAAUUUACCAUCGCCAUUUUUAUCGUACUUUUCAAAAACUUUUCUCAGCUGCUCUGCUUCCAAGGGCUCUUCUGGAUCCUUGUGCUCCCAACAGCCUAUGGGUUGGAACGGCCUGAAGAGAGGCAUGCUGGGGGAGAGAGAGAGAGAAAAAGACUUGAAAUAGGGUAAUAUAAGGCCACAAGAACAAGUGGAAGACUAGUACGCUCUAUGAUCAAACUAGACAUGCAAGCUUGCAUUUAUAGACGAAGACUACACGUUAUGGAAAGAAGUAUCACAAGGAAUUAAAGUUAUACCAUUUGAUGCGACUAUAAAAUUGUGU
Molecule: messenger RNA, 775 nt
Organism: Ilex paraguariensis (yerba mate)
Lineage: Eukaryota; Viridiplantae; Streptophyta; Magnoliopsida; Aquifoliales; Aquifoliaceae
Source: the annotation of a GenBank genome assembly